Molecule: messenger RNA, 911 nt
Organism: Neocloeon triangulifer
Lineage: Eukaryota; Metazoa; Arthropoda; Insecta; Ephemeroptera; Baetidae
Gene: loj
Product: transmembrane emp24 domain-containing protein B
Exons: 4
Coding region: 36-737 (233 amino acids)
Biological process (GO): Golgi organization; intracellular protein transport; endoplasmic reticulum to Golgi vesicle-mediated transport
Cellular component (GO): Golgi apparatus; endoplasmic reticulum; COPII-coated ER to Golgi transport vesicle
Source: RefSeq, a predicted model, not a curated record
UGUCCGUCAGAUCAGAAGAGCAAAAAAGAGCAAACAUGGCACUGCGGUGUCUGUUGUUGGUGGUUUUGCUGGCCGUUGUGGCCUCGCCGCAGGAGCCGACGGCCGCCGUCGCGGGCCACGAGACCACCCUGCCGUGGUACGAGACCCUGCCGGCCGUCGCCAUGGACUACAAGGUGCACAUCGACCCUGGCAAGGAGGACUGUUACUACCAAUACGUCAACGCCGGCGCCACCUUCUACGUCAGCUUCCAGGUGUUACGAGGCGGCGACGGGAUGGCCGGAUUCGCGGUGCGCCACCCCAACGGCAACAUCAUCCACCCUUAUCAGUGGAAGCAGAACGCCGAGUUCCAGGACCAGUCGUCCACCGGCGGCUACUACGCCGUCUGCAUCGACAACCAGUUCUCGCGUUUUGCGGCCAAGUUGGUCAAUCUGUACAUCACAGUCAUCAGAUACGACGAGUGGGACAAAUUCAGCAAGGAAGUUGAGGACAUGGAUCUGAGCGUGCAGAAUUUCACGGAGACGAUUCGAGGCGUCGAGAGAAACAUCCAGGACAUGUUGCAGUACCAGCACUACGCACGCAGCAAUGAAGCGCGCCACUUCAACACAUUGCUGGACAACAAUCGGUACGUGCAGACGUGGAGCGUGGCGCAGAUCGUGGUCAUCGCCUGCACCACCGUCGUCCAGGUCUACUUCGUCCGAAAGUUGUUCGACAUCAAAAACGCGCGGCCGCGGGCCUGACAUUGAAAUUCAUAUCGAAACAACGAAUGAUCCUGAACAAGCCACAUUCCAAGAGUAUUAUUUUGUGCGAAAGACGAAACGAAAUGUAUUUUGAAAUUAUUUUUGUUGCUUAUUUUUUAAGAUGACAGAUUAUUUUAUUAUUAAUGAUAUAAAUAAUUUGUUUUGUACUUACAA